AAUUUGGGUCAAGCUCGGUCCCGCCAAAAUAUCAUCAACCUGAUUCUGAUUGCAAAACUAGAUGCUUCUUUUCAACGCUUUUUUCUCUUCUUAGCCCUUUUGUCAUCAACAUUGCCAUUUACAUCGCCAUCGACAUGACCAUCGUAUCAACAUCGCUCCACCUCACUCCCAUGGUUGUCACUCAAUAAUAUAUACAUAUGUAUAUAUACAUACCUACGUAUACUUAUACUUAUCACUUGGAUAAUUGACACAUCUUCUACCUUGCCAAGCUGAGCAACAACCGCAUUUUUACCUAGGAAAAAUCCAUCUUAUUCAGCCAUUGUCAAUCCUGGCCUAAUCCCACCCACCUUUGAUGCUUGAGUGCCGGGAGGAACCAUAGCAGACUUGUACCUGCAACUAUAUACCCUACCAAACAUCAACGCAUAAUUCACCUUAACUUCAUUUGACAUGACACAUUUGAUUUGGACUUGAGCUUCAAAUCACCAGAACUGCUAUCACGGGAAGACACCAAGUAGUUACCCAUUGUUAAUAAUCCCUCGUCGUGUCAAUUCCGCCAUUGCCCCAAUCUCACCGACUUGUUUCCAUUACUGUGGUAUAUACUAUGAUCUUCCAUAGGUGAACCUACCGAGAAUUGACGUUUCGCAAAGUUUGACGGGUACUACCGGAUGGGAAUCAUGAGAUCCGAACCUUGAACUAUCAAUUUGAAAAGGGGAGAUUUAACUACCUUUGAAUCAACGCCCAUGAACACGCUCGAUAUGACUCCGGAGAAGCCGCUGGAUCUUGAGAAUGAGGAAGAGGAGGAAAGUCCUGCCGGUGGACGGAAACCUGGUUCUAGAGCUCAGGCUAAGAAACGAACGAAAACUGGAUGUUUAAGUGAGUUUUCCAGGUAAAAAGUCUGUGGUUGGUACAUGGAGUGACUGACAUGUUUCCUUUGCUCUUAGCAUGUCGAAAGCGGCGUAUCAAGUGUGGAGAGGAAAAGCCAACAUGUCAAAAUUGUUCCAAGUCGAAAAGACUUUGUGAGGGAUACAACCAACGAGUUGUCUUCAAGGACCCUUUAAGUGCGACCUGGGGGCCCUUUGCCAAUUCAUCCCAGAUCAAAUUCUCAUCAUCGGGGUCCGGCCGGUCAAAUCAGCGUCGAGUUGAAGCCCCAAAACCUUCGACUUCGGCGCAGGCGCAGUUACCAAAUCUUGCACCAAAACCAGGUGACUUGGGUACAAAUAAUAGUCCUCAACACAGGCCUGUUAAUGAGACAAAUCCAGGCUUUGAGCAAGGCAUGCACGUCUUUCCAGGUCGGGCGAAUCAGGAUGUGGCGAUCAAGAGAAGUAAUUCUCGAGAAGCAUUGGAGUCAACGUCAAACCACAGGGAUAGCGUGGAUCGCUCAUACCUACCAACUCCCGAACAUAAAUCACCCCCAAAUCCUGGGCCUACCCAUUAUGAUUUUAAUGCUUUGUUUGAGAAACAGUCACCACUUGGCGAGCUUUCCAUGUCCGCUUCGCAGCCCAGUCCGUCGCAAUGGAUUUCCAGUCAAAAUAGUGUAACUCAUACCUAUUCUCAAGGACAUGCACAUAAUUCAAACGCACAGUUUCCGCAUCUCACGCCACCUAUGGGGACCACUCAGAGUGAUCUAAGCUGGCAGCAAACCGCUUUCUCUCAUCCAUCCAAUCUAAGCUCAAGUCCAUCUCAUAUCCCCAUCACACCGAUCACAAUACAAGUAACACAGGCCAUGGAAGCAGCUUAUACAUCUCGAUUUGAGACACAACAUCCUUCAUCAGUAGAGAACUUUUCGCAGCUCAUCGGGUCAAACAAUCCAAACCAAAAUAUGGUUGACAACAACAACCAUCAUGACCACAACAACCAUCAUGACCACAACAACCAUCAUGACAACAACAACCAUCCCGUAAUCAGACAACAAGAUGAACGAAUAUUUGACGAUGAUGAAAUGAGCCUGGAUAACGAUUACGCAGAAGAUGACCUUGAGCAUGAUACUUUCAAUGUUCAUAAUAUAGGCUAUGGCAUUGGGGCACUAAUUGCACUUCAAGCUCGACAAGAUGCGCAGAAUCAAAGUCUCCGUUCUUUCACCUCAUUGAUUGAUCGAUCUGAUAUGCUAUCGGCUUACAACCCUUCACUCCGGUCGUCUCCACUCAAUGAUACUAUGACGGCUAGAAUCUUCUGUCAUUUUAUCAACGUAACUGGACCGAGUAUAUCAAUGUUUGAGAGAAAUCCUGCUAAUCCUUCUUUGAUAUUUCAGGGGAGAUCUGUGCCAUCUUCUCAACAACAUAUUUGGACCUACACAUUUCCUAUGCUUGCCUUGAAAAAUGAAGCACUCCUUCACGCAAUGCUCGCUCUAGCCAGCUUACAUAUUGCAAAGUUGCAAAACACCCACGUAACUGCAUCUCUGAAACAUUAUGCAAUCGCUUUGCGUAGGAUUGCAAAAAGCGUCAGCGUACCUGGCCGCAGAGAGCAGCCUGCUGUAUUGGCUGCCACCAUGUUACUCUCAUUCUAUGAGUGUUGGUGUGCGGACCAUCAAAAGUGGAGUAACCAUCUGCUUGGAACGAGGACUCUUGUGAGAGACAUUGAUUUCACUGGCAUGACUCAUCAUCUGAAAACCAUGAGGGCACAGCUGCGUAAUGAAGAUUGUGCCCGCCAUCGCCAGGAGCAGAUACAUAUGGGUGCAACAUUUAUUGAAGAAAAACAUAAAUUCGCUGCCUCAUUAGAAGAUGUGGAUGAAAACAUUGUUGGAGUUUUGAUGGGCCGAAGACUUCGUUACGAUGAGUAUGGGCAUAUCAUCGAUGAGGUUUGGGAGAACAAUGAAGACCGGGUUUAUAGCCCUAAGGACAUUGAAACUUAUGAGGUGCAACGCGAUCUCGUGUGGUGGUACUUCAAACAAGACGUUUACCAGAGUAUCUUAGGUGGAGGGAAGCUUUUUACCGAGUAUGAUAGGUGGAGUCUUUGCCCUCCACGUGCUCCCCUUGGUCGAUUAGAUGCAGUAUACGGCACGUUUGAUCAUCUCAUGCUUUUGAUGGGGCGGCUUGCAGAUUUUGCCUCAAAAGACUUGAAGAGGAAGACACUAGCGUUCAAAGCUGCUAAUAAUCCCAUGAGUAAUAAGAUGCCAAAUUUCACUGGCAUGGUACCAAAUGUCAAAGAGCCGACGCUCCCCACGGGAUUCUCGCCAACAUACAGUAGCUCUUCUCAAAGCUCAGAAGGUGGAGAUAUUGAUCUUGAAGCUCAGAAGCUUGAGGCGGAAGAAGAGUGGCAAGAUAUUCGCAAUGCAUUUAGUGUGCUUGAAGAUCACUUUGGUGAAGACUUCCAAUAUUUAGGUGAGGAAUUCUCGGCGCCAGUCCAAACUCCCUUUGGGACGGCUUUGCAAUACCGAACUUAUGGUAUUGCCGGCAUCUGGAUGAAUUAUUACAUGGGACUCAUUUCUUGUCACCGAGCUCAUCCUUCUAUGCCACCUGCAGCUAUGGUAGCUGCAAGUAUGGCGGCUCGUAAGACGGAGUUCUUCGCAAAUGAACUCGGUCGGAUUGCCGCAGGUAUUGCACCGGACCUUAGCAUGACAACACAAGUAAACCCGGGAGUUGGUGCAGCACUUAUGGAAAGUACCAUUUGCCUCUUUCUAGCAGGCGUCCAAGUAGGUUUGAAAUUUCAGAGUACUAUAAUCUUGUACUUACCGUUUGCAGUAUCAAAAUGUGGACCAAAGGACAUGGCUCAUAUGCCGGCUUAAAGACGUGGCUCGUUUGACUGGUUGGCAAACGGCACUUGCAAGUAUGUAAAUUCUUAAACUCUUAUACCUUAUGAGCCUAAAAGAUUAUUCUUACCUUUACUGAUCUCUUCAGUUGCUACCGGUUGUGAGACAUCUUGGAUCAAGGCUGGGGAGAUGGGGAAAGGUCCGCCAUAUAAAAGAACGGGGGAAGAACGAGUAGCUCCACAAAUGGAGAACCCUGUACGACAUGCCGAAGCGACUAAACUACGAGAGCAGCAAGUUGCGGAUAAGAGAGUGGUGAUUAGCACCCAUCAGAGAGUUCAUUAUGCCUUUGGUAUCUUGGGCGUCCAGGAUGAUUUCAAUAACCUAGGUUUAGAUCCAUAACCAACCAGAACUCAACGACGGAUGAUUUGGGAAGGUUAAGGAACAAAUAGCUGAAAUUCUUUUUCAACAAUUUUUUUUGCAUGGACUCUGACUUAGAAGCGUUCAGCAAUCAUCCAGCAGAUGGUAGCUUCGCGGCACUGCCUUGUCAGACAGCCGCAAAAACCAAUUAUCUGAAUCAGCGGUUCCUCCCGUACUAAGCUGAAUUACCAUUGCGAGCGACGGCCAUCAGUAGGGUAAAACUAACCUGUCUCACGGCGGUCUAAACCCAACUCACGUACAUUUGGAAG
Sclerotinia trifoliorum is the source of this 4371-nucleotide messenger RNA. NCBI's taxonomy places the organism in Eukaryota, Fungi, Ascomycota, Leotiomycetes, Helotiales, Sclerotiniaceae. The record is from the annotation of a GenBank genome assembly.